GGGCAGGGGCUCGCGCAGAGGUUUUUACAUUUUGUAAACAACAUGGCGAUUCACGGACUGCAAAGUCUCCUAGCUGUCUAACGGAGCACGGUGCAAUAAAAAGGCUGAAGUUUAUUUGUGUUCAGUAGACGCCACGGAUCCGACCAGGCGUAAGUAACACGUCGGGUGGAGUACGAGGCUGAUUUUACGCCGAUAAAGAGCUGGACCGGCGAGCUGUCAAGAAGACCGUUUGGUAAUCAAACGGCUUUCUUCAGUCUAUGGGCUCUCAGUCCAGUUCUGGGAUGUCUGGUGGAAGGGGCUCCUCCAGUGGCAACCCAGCAGAGCAGUCAGAACCAGCAGAAGCCAACCAGAGCAGCAGCCGAGGCCGCAGGACGGCUGAUAGGCAGCAGGGGGACAGGCAGUCAGCAUCAGAGGAGGACGUCGACUUAGCCGAAGUGCUGGCUUACCUACUGAGGAGGGGCCAGGUCAGGCUGGUCCAUGGCAGUGGCGCUACGGGGCUGCAGCUGGUCCAGUCGUACUCCGACUCUGAUGAAGACAGCGAUGGAGCAUGGGAGGGUCGGUUGGGUGACCGCUAUAAUCCACCCGUGGACGCCCAGCCUGACACACAGGAUGUGGACCGUAGUGAGAUCCGAACUCAGAUCCUGCUGGCCACUGCCUCCUCUGGCCUGAAAGGCAGACACAGCUUCACCCACAUGCUUGCAGAGAGGGAGCAAGGCAGGUGUCGGGGCUCGAGUUUUUCCCAUGGAGAGUGCAGCCGCAUUCGCACACAUUUCCUGCCAAAUUAUGUAUCUCACAAGGAUACGUACCAGCAGAAAGCCUUCUGCGGGGUGUACAGUGAAGAUGGCACCAUGUUCCUUUCUGCCUGCCAAGACCAGAACAUCCGCCUGUACGACACCACCAGGGGGCGAUUUAACCUACGGCGAACGGUGAAGGCCCGGGACGUGGGCUGGAGUGUGCUGGACGUGUGCUUCACCCCUGACACACACCAUGUGCUCUACUCCAGCUGGUCUGACUACAUUCAUGUGUGCAGUGUAGAUGGAGACAGUGAAAGCCACACCGCCCUGGACCUCAAUCCAGACGAAAGGAGGUUCUGCGUGUUCUCACUGGCUGCAUCCACAGAUGGCAAGGACAUCCUCGGAGGAGCGAAUGACGGCUGCCUCUAUGUCUUUGAUCGUGAGCAGAAUAAAAGGACAUUGAAGAUUGAUGCCCAUGAGGAUGAUGUGAAUGCGGUGGCGUUUGCUGACGGCUCCUCCCAGCUGCUCUUCUCUGGCAGCGAUGACGCACUGUGCAAGGUGUGGGACAGACGGACGCUGCGGGAGGACAGACCGCAGCCUGUCGGACAGCUGGCCGGCCACCGAGACGGCGUCACCUUCAUCCACAGCAAGGGCGAUGCACGCUACCUGAUCAGCAACUCUAAGGAUCAGUCCAUCAAGCUCUGGGACGUGAGGAAGUUCUCGCCCAAGGAGGGGCUGGCCGCCUCGCGCCUGGCUGUCACCCAACAAAACUGGGACUACCGUUGGCAGCAGGUUCCCCAGAGAGCCCUGAAGAGACACAAGCUGACAGGCGACACUUCGGUGAUGACCUACCGUGGUCACGGCGUCCUGCACACGCUCAUCCGCUGCCGUUUCUCACCCGAGUUCAGCACCGGGCAGAGGUUCAUCUACUCUGGCUGCUCCACUGGCAAAAUCAUCAUUUAUGAUGUGCUAACAGGCACUGUGGUAGCCAGGUUGUCGGGCCAUGACGCGUGUGUGAGGGACGUCAGCUGGCACCCGUAUGAGGACAACAUUGUCAGCAGCUCUUGGGACGGGGCAGUGCGAAUGUGGGAGCACAGACAGACCCAUCCUCUAGAGGAGGAGAGAGAGAGGGAGAGAGACUGACGGCCAGGACAAAACAACGGGAGACAGAAAUGGUUAGAGAAAAUGUGAUGAGUAAGGGAUUGAUGUCAGAGGAAGUGACGUCAAACAGGAAGAGGCUGGCCCUAACAGAGGGAGACAAAGCUCACAAAGAGCGAGAGAGAGACUUUCAUAUCUUCUGAAUUCAAUGCUGGAUAUUAAUAAUUAUAAUUAUAGCGUGGUUGUGAAGUGUUCUUUUGGAAGGCAUUAUAACCUUGUAUUGUCAAAAGUGCAGAUUAGGGCGGAGAUUUGGUGAGAUCACCUCAGAUGAUGGCCUAUUUGAAAUGUCUUUUUUAUCUGCCUCACUUUCAUGUAAGGCCAAAGCUGCUGAAUUUGGCUUCUUGAAACCCUUCACCCAAAACGUACUGAAGCUCAUAACGCUAAGCGCUUACUUAAAGAGCUACCCAACAAAACUGCACUCAUUGACAGUUCUUAUGGUGCUUUGAGAAGAAAGCCCUUUUACCCAAUUAAUGGUAAGAUAGUUAUAUGUUAAAUCAAUGUUAGAUAUUGCAGGGAGAAGCUCUGGACUUUAAGAUUGAUAAUUCUGUAUAAAUAAUGUAUAGUAUUUUAAUGGUAAAAGUGUGCAGGGAGUGUAUUCACGAAGUAGUUUGUGUGCUGAUUUGGAAUCAGUUUUGACAUUUCCUAUUACCAUGAGUUACAUUGUCUGAGGUCUUAUCAGUGAUCCUGGUCAGCACUCCAGCUUUGUGAAUACCGGCAUUGGGAUGGAGAAAAAAAACUAAAAAAACUAAAAAAAAAAAAAAAAAAUCCUUCUGUCGGACAAUAUAAAUGUGAUCUGUUCAAAAGAUUUGAAUGUGCGUAAUAAUAUGUCGAGGUUAAGAUUUGAUGAUGGAAUUGGGAACGUGUGUGUGUGGAUACAUAGUUACACACUGAUCUGUGUAUGCAAUUUUUUGGGUAUGUUUAUAUUAAAACCCAUGUUUCACUCUCAGACCAUUGUUUUACAGUUACAAUAAAACCUUUCUUUAAAUGUAA
Molecule: messenger RNA, 2882 nt
Organism: Myripristis murdjan (pinecone soldierfish)
Lineage: Eukaryota; Metazoa; Chordata; Actinopteri; Holocentriformes; Holocentridae
Gene: dcaf11
Product: ddb1 and cul4 associated factor 11
Exons: 15
Coding region: 258-1877 (539 amino acids)
Biological process (GO): proteasome-mediated ubiquitin-dependent protein catabolic process
Cellular component (GO): Cul4-RING E3 ubiquitin ligase complex
Molecular function (GO): protein binding
Source: RefSeq, a predicted model, not a curated record